AUGGCCGCCACCUCUCUUCGUGGCCUCCCUCCGGAGCUGCAAUUCAAAAUCAUGGUGUUGCUUGAUGCCGCGUCGAUGCUUUCCGUAGGAUUGUCUUGUAGGACGCUUCAUGAGCUAUUCAGGUUGCCUAGCGUCCAAUAUCUCUAUGACCUCCACUUAAGCGUCAUGCAAGAGAACGGCACCGAUACGUCACUCGAUCAAUUGCAUUCAAGAUUACGAUGUCUACGAAAAGGUUGGGAAUCUUUGGAUUGGACACCUGCUCAAGAUGUCGUGAAUAUCCCUGGGAGCGAAAACGUGGGAUGUUUUGUCUCGGGAAUGUUCAUCGAGACCAAUGAAGAGCGAACGGGUCUUACAGUCCAUUCGCUCCCAUCUGCGACACAAGGAGGCCAUUCGCACUACACUGCAUCCGUGGAUUUCCGAUUCACCUCUUUUGAUAUCGACCCAGGUCAAGAUGUGAUCGUCUUCGUGGGGGAAAGCGUGUUACCAAAUGGAACCCGACGUGGCAAUGCUCACAUUCGCACCCUUUCGGCGCAUAUGUCCCAUCCUGAUGCAACAGUAGAAUCUUUUCCCUUCGACAUUUCUCCACGCCGGGACUACUACGACAUCAAGGUCGUGGAUGAUGUCCUUGUUGUUAUAACGUCUGGACCUGGAAUAUAUCGCUUAUUGCUUUGGAAUUGGCAAAAAGGAUUUCUUAUAUACGAUUCCACCGAUCUCGGUCUUCCGCCCAAAACCUACAGUUUUAAGAUGCUCGGACGAGAGUCUUUUUUUCUGACGACCACAGCACAGUUUGGGAAAAUCCAUAUCUACAAGUUCUCUCCAACGGCGCCGUCGAUUCCGAGGAUGGUAGCGAUGCUGGAGCUACCAAUAAGCAAUAUGCGGUUAUCGAAUUUCUUCAUACUCUCACCGAAAUUACCGACAAAUCCUACGCCAGGGACAAUGUUCGCUCCCAGGCCUGAUGCCUGGGUUCACGUCUUUUCAGUGCGGUACUUUCCUGAAGAACCCAAAUCCAAAAAGCCGUCAUAUAUGCUCUUCGUGCAGAGCCGCACCCUUCUUCAGUACGUCCACCGUGCCGGCGACAUCGCCCAAGGCGAAGACGUGCCGUGGGGCCAAUGGGGUGAACACGAGACACGCUUUAUUGCGGAACCGCAGGAAGACUACGGUCAAGUCUAUCCUUAUGGUCAUCGUGUCCUGAGAAAGCCGAUUGGCUCUUCGAGUAUCGACGUACUUGAUUUUUCGGAGGUGAACCCCAACCUCGCCUCUCCGGCUGGCAUGAGACAGAGGUUCGGACGCGACACUCCCACCCUCCUUCCUCCCAACAAUGUAUUCCCGCAGCAAGUCAUAACGCGCCUUCCCUUUCACGUUACCUCGCGACCAGUCGAGAGAGACCCGCAUCCUUACUACAUGAUGGACGAAGAACGUGUUGUCGAGUCUUAUGAAGAUAACCAGGAGUCAAAUGGGACACUAUUGCAAGUAUAUUACUUUUGA
Cyclocybe aegerita is the source of this 1485-nucleotide messenger RNA. The record is from the annotation of a GenBank genome assembly. Lineage: Eukaryota; Fungi; Basidiomycota; Agaricomycetes; Agaricales; Hemipholiotaceae.